This is a messenger RNA of Cylicocyclus nassatus, 240 nucleotides long. The record is from the annotation of a GenBank genome assembly. NCBI's taxonomy places the organism in Eukaryota, Metazoa, Nematoda, Chromadorea, Rhabditida, Strongylidae.
AUGCUGGCUUACUUUUUGGAGGGUCGCAAGGAUUUGGAAGGUCUAGUGGAAUCCAAUCCACCGGUGGUCAACGCUCAUCAUCCAACGAUAAUGACUACUAACAGGUAUCAAACAAAAUGGGUCGCUGGUUUUAUAGGCGCGGCGGAGAGUCAAGGAAUUAGCAACGUUUGGACAAACCACGACUAUACGCGGUCAAAGGAGAACAGAAAGAUGCAGCAGAAGAACACUAGAAAGCCUUGA